Messenger RNA from Prionailurus viverrinus (fishing cat), 2748 nucleotides. RefSeq names its product leucine rich repeat containing G protein-coupled receptor 5 (gene LGR5). The coding region runs from base 1 to 2724 and encodes 907 amino acids. The record is from RefSeq and is a predicted model, not a curated record. Gene Ontology annotation, cellular component: membrane. The transcript has 18 exons. Gene Ontology annotation, molecular function: G protein-coupled receptor activity; protein-hormone receptor activity; protein binding. Gene Ontology annotation, biological process: G protein-coupled receptor signaling pathway. Lineage: Eukaryota; Metazoa; Chordata; Mammalia; Carnivora; Felidae.
AUGGACACCUCCCGGGUCGGCGUGCUCCUGUCCUUGCAGGUCCUGCUGCAGCUGGCGGCCGGGGGCGGCUCGCCGAGGCCGGGCGCGCUGCUGCGGGGGUGCCCCGCGCACUGUCAGUGCGAGCCCGACGGCAGGAUGCUGCUCAGGGUGGACUGCUCCGACCUGGGGCUCUCGGAGCUGCCUUCCAACCUCAGCGUCUUCACCUCCUACCUAGACCUCAGUAUGAACAACAUCAGUCAACUGCCCCCGAGUCCCCUGCACAGUCUCCGCUUCCUAGAGGAGUUACGUCUUUCUGGAAACGCUUUGACGUACAUUCCCAAGGGAGCAUUCGCUGGCCUUUAUAGUCUUAAAGUUCUUAUGCUGCAGAAUAAUCACCUAAGACAGGUACCGGCGGGAGCACUGCAGAAUUUGCGAAGCCUUCAGUCCCUGCGUCUGGAUGCUAACCACAUCAGCUACGUCCCCCCGAGCUGUUUCAGUGGCCUGCAUUCCUUGAGGCACUUGUGGCUGGAUGACAACGCCCUGACAGAAAUCCCUGUCCAGGCUUUCAGAAGUUUAUCAGCACUGCAGGCCAUGACUUUGGCCUUGAACAAAAUACACCACAUACCAGACUAUGCCUUUGGAAACCUCUCCAGCUUGGUAGUUCUGCAUCUCCAUAAUAAUAGAAUUCACUCCCUGGGAAAGAAAUGCUUUGAUGGGCUCCACAGCCUAGAGACUUUAGAUUUAAAUUAUAAUAAUCUUGAUGAAUUUCCCACUGCCAUCAGGACACUCUCCAACCUUAAAGAACUAGGAUUUCACAGCAACAAUAUCAAGUCAAUACCUGAGAAAGCAUUUGUAGGCAAUCCUUCUCUUAUUACAAUACAUUUCUAUGACAACCCCAUUCAGCUUGUUGGAAGAUCUGCUUUUCAACAUUUACCUGAACUAAGAACACUGACUUUGAAUGGUGCCUCACAAAUAACUGAAUUUCCUGAUUUAACUGGAACUGCGAGCCUGGAGAGUUUGACUUUAACUGGAGCACAGAUCUCAUCUCUUCCUCAAACCGCCUGCGAUCAGUUACCUAAUCUGCAAGUGCUAGAUCUAUCUUACAACCUGCUGGAAGAUUUACCCAGUUUUUCAGUCUGCCAAAAGCUUCAGAAAAUAGACCUGCGACAUAAUGAAAUCUUUGAAAUUAAAGUUGACACUUUCCAGCAGUUGCUCAGCCUCCGAGCUCUGAAUUUGGCUUGGAACAAAAUUGCCGUUAUUCAUCCCAAUGCCUUUUCCACUUUGCCAUCUCUAAGAAAGCUGGACCUAUCGUCCAACCUCCUGUCGUCUUUUCCUGUAACUGGGUUACAUGGUUUAACUCACUUAAAAUUAACAGGAAAUCAUGCCUUACAGAGCUUGAUAUCAUCUGAAAACUUUCCAGAACUCAAGGUUAUAGAAAUGCCUUAUGCUUACCAGUGUUGUGCAUUUGGAGCAUGUGAGAAUGUCUAUAAAAUUUCUAAUCAAUGGAAUAAAGAUGACAACAGCAGUACAGAUGACCUUCAUAAGAAAGAUGCUGGAAUGUUUCAAAUUCAAGAUGAGCGUGAUCUUGAAGAUUUCCUGCUGGACUUUGAGGAAGACCUGAAAGCCCUUCAUUCGGCGCAGUGCUCGCCUUCCCCAGGCCCCUUCAAACUCUGCGAAUACCUGUUUGGUAGCUGGCUAAUCAGAAUUGGAGUAUGGACCAUAGCAGUUUUGGCGCUUACUUGCAAUGCCUUGGUGACUUCCACAGUGUUCAGAGCCCCUCUGUACAUUUCCUCCAUAAAACUGUUAAUUGGGUUAAUAGCAGCAGUGAACAUGCUCAUGGGGGUCUCCAGUGCUGUGCUGGCUGGCGUGGACGCGUUCACUUUUGGCAGCUUUGCACAGCAUGGUGCGUGGUGGGAGCAGGGGGUCGGUUGUCAGGUCGUCGGCUUUUUGUCCAUUUUUGCUUCGGAAUCAUCUGUUUUCCUGCUUACUCUGGCAGCCCUGGAGCGCGGGUUCUCUGUGAAAUACUCUGCAAAAUUUGAAAGGAAAACCCCCUUCUCCAGUCUGAAAGUGAUCAUUCUGCUCUGUGCGGUACUGGCCCUGACCAUCGCCACGGUUCCACUGCUGGGUGGCAGUGAGUUCAGUGCCUCCCCGCUCUGCCUGCCCCUGCCCUUUGGCGAGCCCAGCACCACAGGCUACAUGGUCGCUCUCGUCUUGCUCAACUCCCUCUGCUUCCUGGUGAUGACCAUUGCCUACACCAAGCUCUACUGCAAUUUGGAAAAGGGAGACCUGGAAAAUAUUUGGGACUGUUCUAUGGUGAAACACAUCGCUCUGUUGCUCUUCACCAACUGUAUCCUUUACUGCCCUGUGGCUUUCUUGUCCUUCUCCUCUUUACUAAACCUCACAUUUAUCAGUCCUGAAGUCAUUAAGUUUAUCCUUCUGGUGAUUGUCCCGCUUCCUGCAUGUCUCAAUCCCCUUCUCUACAUCCUCUUCAAUCCCCAUUUUAAGGAAGAUCUGGGGAGCCUGGGAAAGCAAACCCACUUCUGGACAAGAUCGAGAAACCCAAGCAUGAUGUCUAUUAACUCUGACGAUGUCGAGAAGCAGUCCUGUGACUCAACCCAAGCCUUGGUAACCUUCACCAGUGCCAGCAUAGCCUACGACCUACCUUCCAAUUCUGUGUCACCGCCAGCUUACCCAGUGACCGAAAGCUGUCAUCUUUCAUCUGUGGCAUUUGUUCCAUGUGUCUAAUUAAUAUGUGAGAGGAAAAGUUUU